AUGGUUAAGGAAACUAAACUUUACGACUUGCUGAAUGUGCAACCAACAGCUAACGAGCAAGAAUUGAAAAAGGGUUACAGAAAGGCUGCUUUAAAAUACCAUCCAGAUAAACCCACAGGUGAUACGGAAAAAUUCAAGGAAAUUUCAGAAGCAUUUGAAAUUUUAAACGAUCCUCAAAAGAGAGAGAUUUAUGACCAAUACGGGUUGGAAGCUGCCAGAAAUGGUGGGGCUAUACCUACAAGUGAUGGAGGUGCCUCAUUCCAAGGUGGAUUCCCCGGUGGUGCCGGUGGGGCUCAUGCAUUUAGUAAUGAAGAUGCAUUUAAUAUAUUUUCACAAUUCUUUGGUGGUGGAUCAGGACUUGGUGGCGAUGCAGGUUUUGGUGGAUUCCCAUCUGGUAGCAACAUAAGGUUUUCUAGUUCAGGAUUUCCUGGAGGUGGAUCGAGUUCAGGGGGGUUCCCAAGUGGGUUCUCCAGUACUGGGGGUAUGCCAGGCGGAUUUUCUAGCGGAGGUAUGCCCGGUGGAUUCUCUAGUGGAGGUAUGCCUGGAGGAUACCGUAGCCCAUCUCCAGAACAGCAGGAAGAAAAAACAGAUGAAGUGCACUUACCUGUUAGUCUAGAGGAUUUGUUUGUGGGUAAGAAAAAAUCAUUUAAAGUUGGUAGGAAAGGUCCAGAUGGUAAGCAUGAAAAGACACAAAUUGAUAUUCAAUUAAAACCAGGUUGGAAGGCAGGAACUAAGAUCACUUAUAAGAGUAAAGGUGAUUAUAAUCCUAAAACAGGUGGUAGGAAAACACUUCAAUUUAUAAUUAGUGAAAAACCACACCCUCAUUUCAAAAGAGAAGAUGAUAAUUUAAUAUAUACACUUCCUCUAACGUUCAAGGAAUCGUUACUCGGCUUUUCCAAAACAAUACAGACAAUAGAUGGGAAAAAUCUACCAUUAUCAAGAGGGCAACCUGUUCAACCAAGUGAAACUACAACAUAUCCAGGACAAGGUAUGCCGAUUACAAAGAAACCAGGUCAAAGAGGUGAUUUACUUAUCAAGUACAAGGUUGAUUAUCCUAUAAAUUUGACUCCUGCUCAAAGGGAAGCAAUCUCUAAUAAUUUCUAA
Messenger RNA from Naumovozyma castellii, 1104 nucleotides. RefSeq lists its product as uncharacterized. The record is from RefSeq and is a predicted model, not a curated record. The coding region runs from base 1 to 1104 and encodes 367 amino acids. The transcript has a single exon. Lineage: Eukaryota; Fungi; Ascomycota; Saccharomycetes; Saccharomycetales; Saccharomycetaceae.